This is a messenger RNA of Salvia hispanica, 3376 nucleotides long. RefSeq names its product cellulose synthase-like protein D4. Gene Ontology annotation, molecular function: cellulose synthase (UDP-forming) activity. Gene Ontology annotation, biological process: cellulose biosynthetic process. Lineage: Eukaryota; Viridiplantae; Streptophyta; Magnoliopsida; Lamiales; Lamiaceae. The record is from RefSeq and is a predicted model, not a curated record. Gene Ontology annotation, cellular component: membrane.
AUGGCGUCGCUGACGAAUCAGCCAUCGAAGAAGGGCGGGAAAGGCGGCUCCUCCGGCGUCAAAUUCGCCCGGCGCACCUCCAGCGGCAAGUACGUCAACCUCUCCAAGGAGGAGAUCGAGGUGGAGGGCGGCGACCAGAGCAGCUACACCGUCCACAUCCCGGCCACCCCCGACAACCAGCCCGUGGCCGCCAAGGCCGAGGAGCAGUACGUGUCCAACUCCCUCUUCACGGGCGGCUUCAACAGCGUCACCCGCGCCCACCUCAUGGACAAGGUCAUCGACUCGGAGGUCUCCCACCCGCAGAUGGCCGGCUGCAAGGGCUCGUCCUGCGCCGUGCCCGCCUGCGACGGCAAGGUCAUCAAGGACGAGCGCGGCGAGGACGUCAUCCCCUGCGAGUGCCGCUACAAGAUCUGCCGCGACUGCUACAUGGACGCGCAGAAGGACUCGGGGCUCUGCCCCGGGUGCAGGGAGCCGUACAAGACCGACUGCGACGACGAGAUCCCGAACUACGCCAGUGGGGCCCUCCCGCUCCCGGGGCCCGAGAAGGAUCCUAAACAGAUGUCGAUGAUGAAGAGGAACCAGAAUGGCGAGUUCGACCAUAAUAAGUGGUUAUUCGAGACGCAGGGGACUUAUGGAUAUGGGAAUGCCUACUGGCCCGAGGAUGGGGAUGAGGAUGGAGGAAUGAAUCAGGGCAUGCUCGAGACGUCGGACAGGCCGUGGAGGCCUCUCAGCCGGGUCAUCGAUGUCCCCAAUAGUAUAAUAAGCCCUUACAGGCUUCUUAUUGUUCUUCGUUUUAUUGUCAUGUGCUUCUUCUUGACUUGGAGGGUGCGCCAUCCGAACGAGGACGCUGUUUGGCUAUGGUUCAUGUCUGUCGUCUGCGAGCUAUGGUUUGCGUUCUCUUGGAUUCUCGACCAGGUUCCGAAGAUCCACCCGAUCAGCCGGAGCACGGACUUGCCUCUGUUGAGGGACAAGUUUGAGGCUCCUUCUCCCGCGAACCCCACGGGAAGAUCCGAUCUUCCCGGGAUGGACUUGUUUGUGUCCACUGCUGAUCCGGAGAAGGAGCCCCCUCUCGUUACUGCGAACACGAUUCUGUCCAUUUUAGCCGUGGAGUACCCUGUGGAGAAGCUGGCUUGCUAUGUUUCCGAUGAUGGCGGCGCCUUGCUAAACUUUGAAGCAAUGGCUGAGGCCUGCAGUUUUGCUGACCUGUGGGUGCCCUUCUGUAAGAAACACGACAUAGAGCCUCGGAACCCGGAGACUUACUUCAGUCUCAAGGGUGAUCCGACGAAGAACAAGAAUAGAGUGGAUUUUGUGAAGGAUAGGAGGAGAGUGAAGCGGGAGUAUGAUGAGUUUAAAGUGCGAAUCAACGGCCUUCCCGAUUCGAUCAGGAGACGAUCGGAGGCUUUCAAUGCUAGAGAAGAGAUGAAGGUGCUCAAGCACAUGAGGGAGACUGGGGCUGACACAUUGGAGCCUGUCAAAGUGACUAAAGCUACAUGGAUGGCCGAUGGCACCCACUGGCCCGGGACGUGGGCGGUUCCGUCCCGGGAGCAUGCCAAGGGUGACCAUGCCGGGAUCCUGCAGGUCAUGCUGAAGCCUCCUAGCUCUGAUCCACUCAUGGGAAGCUCGGAAGACCAGAUCCUCGACUUCAGCGGCGUGGACAUACGCCUGCCUAUGUUUGUGUACAUGUCGCGCGAGAAACGCCCUGGCUACGACCACAACAAGAAAGCCGGUGCCAUGAACGCUCUCGUCCGAGCUUCGGCUAUUUUGUCCAACGGGCCAUUUAUCCUCAACCUCGACUGCGAUCACUAUAUCUACAACUGCAACGCCAUUCGGGAAGGAAUGUGCUUCAUGAUGGACAGGGGUGGGGAAGACAUUUGCUACAUUCAGUUUCCACAGAGAUUUGAAGGCAUUGAUCCGUCGGAUCGUUAUGCUAACCACAACACUGUCUUCUUUGAUGGUAACAUGCGAGCUCUUGAUGGCUUACAAGGUCCUGUUUAUGUCGGGACGGGGACGAUGUUUCGCAGAUUUGCUCUCUAUGGAUUCGAACCCCCGAAACUGGAUAAACUUCCUCCUAACAUAGACAAAACUGUGGAGCUCAAGGCCAGCGAUUUUGAUCCCGAACUCGACGUCGAAUUGCUGCCUAAACGGUUUGGGAAUUCCACGUUACUAGCGGAGUCCAUACCCGUGGCGGAGUUUCAUGGCCGUCCGAUUGCUGAUCAUCCGGCCGUCAAGUACGGACGCCCUCCCGGUAUUCUAAGGGCGCCCCGCGAACCUCUUGACGCCACCACUGUUGCUGAAGCUGUCUCUGUCAUAUCAUGUUGGUACGAGGACAAGACUGAAUGGGGCGAACGGGUCGGAUGGAUCUAUGGCUCGGUGACAGAAGACGUGGUGACAGGCUACAGAAUGCACAACCGCGGGUGGCGCUCCGUCUACUGCGUGACGAAGCGGGACGCCUUCCGCGGCUCCGCGCCCAUCAACCUCACCGACCGCCUCCACCAGGUCCUGCGGUGGGCCACGGGCUCGGUCGAGAUCUUCUUCUCGCGAAACAACGCGAUCCUCGCCUCGAGCAAGCUCAACGUCCUCCAGCGCCUGGCCUACAUCAACGUCGGCGUCUACCCCUUCACCUCCAUGUUCCUCAUCGUCUACUGCUUCCUCCCGGCCCUCUCACUCUUCUCCGGCUACUUCAUCGUGCAGAACCUCGACAUCACCUUCCUCGUCCUCCUCCUCACCAUGUCCCUCUGCCUCAUCGGGCUGGCCAUCCUCGAGGUCAAGUGGUCCGGGGUCGGCCUCGAGGAGUGGUGGCGGAACGAGCAGUUCUGGCUCAUCUCCGGCACCAGCGCGCACCUGGCCGCGGUGGUGCAGGGGCUGCUGAAGGUGAUCGCGGGGAUCGAGAUCUCGUUCACGCUCACCUCCAAGGCGGCCGGGGACGAGAACGAGGACAUCUACGCGGAGCUCUACCUGGUGAAGUGGACGUCGCUGAUGAUCCCGCCGAUCGUGAUCGGGAUGGUGAACAUUAUCGCGAUUGUGGUGGCGUUCUCGAGGACGAUAUACGAGGCGGUGCCGCAGUGGAGCAAGUUCAUCGGCGGGGCGUUCUUCAGCUUUUGGGUGCUGGCGCAUUUGUACCCCUUCGCCAAGGGGCUGAUGGGGAGGAGGGGGAAGACGCCCACCAUCGUGUUCGUGUGGUCGGGGCUCAUUGCGAUCACUCUGUCUUUGCUGUGGGUGGCUAUCAACCCCUCCGCCGGCGAGAGCCCGGCCGCCACCUCGGGCGGCGGCGGGUUCUCUUUCCCGUGAUAGAUAUGUGUAGUUUGGUUAAUUACAAGUUUUCUUUCUUUCUGCAUACAUAAUUUUUGUUUGUUUUGUAAUUAGCAGGAAAUAUUUG